This is a messenger RNA of Oncorhynchus tshawytscha (Chinook salmon), 3840 nucleotides long. Its product is annotated as zinc finger protein 2 homolog. Gene Ontology annotation, molecular function: DNA-binding transcription factor activity; RNA polymerase II cis-regulatory region sequence-specific DNA binding. Bases 228 to 1760 code for a protein of 510 amino acids. The transcript has 2 exons. The record is from RefSeq and is a predicted model, not a curated record. Gene Ontology annotation, biological process: regulation of transcription by RNA polymerase II. Lineage: Eukaryota; Metazoa; Chordata; Actinopteri; Salmoniformes; Salmonidae.
CGCUUCUUUCAACAGCAGUUAGUCAGACACCUCCGUAGCUUGCUAGACAAAAUAGGCGAACCAAUAAAGCUCUUUAGACGCUUUAGUAUAUAUUAGCCUCUGUGUUUUAAACCCACUAUUGUUGUCUAGUUAGUUAUCCGAUUUAUUUUCAUAUUUACGGUGUUGUUAUUAGUCAGUUAGCCGACUGGUUUAGUUAGCAUUAGCCUAGCUAGCUAAUAUCUCCGACCAUGAGUUCACUAAGCUACUCUUUUCCUGCUAAAGAAGGGGAGGUCUGCUGGACGGAGAAAGAAGCUCCCGUGAAAGAGGAGGACGAAGAGGUGGAUAUCUCAGUAAAACAAGAAGUAGAGGAUGAGGCCGUUACUGUGAAAGAAGAGGAAGACGCGUUCAGAGUGAAAGAGGAGGAGGAUGCAGUUUAUGGAGUGAAAGAGGAGGAGGAAACUGGAUAUGUGGGCCCGGUUUCUCAAACGAAUCUUAAUAAAGCAUCCAGUGGUUCUAACGAUGAAUUUAGCCACAAGAUGGUUUUGAGAAACCGUUCCCUGAUUAACACUAGAGAGAUACGUGACUAUCGUGGAUCCUCUGGGGAGCCUCAACAACCUCAUGAUGCUGACGAGGCAGAGAAGAGUCUCUCCAGAUCAGAACUCCUCAAGAAACACCUGCAGAGACCCACAGGGAAGAUAAUUCACCGCUCUGACUGUGGGAAGAGAUUCACCUCAUCAGCAGGCAUUAGAAUUCAGCAGAGAAUCCACACAGUAGAGAAACCUUAUUGCUGUACUCAAUGUGGGAAGAGUUUUAAAACAUCUAGCCAUCUUAUUGUACACCAGAGAAUACACACAGGAGAGAAAUAUUAUAGCUGUGAUCAAUGUGGGAAGAGUUUUAUUCAGCUAAGCAACCUGAUACCACACCAGAGAAUACACACAGGAGAGAAACGUUAUAGCUGUGAUCAAUGUGGGAAGACUUUUACUCACGUAAGCACCCUGAUAUCACACCGGAGAAUACACACAGGAGCGAGACCGUAUAGCUGUGAUGAAUGUGGGAAGAGUUUUGCUAGGUCGAGCCAUCUGACUCUUCACCAGAGAACACACACAGGAGAGAAACCUUAUAGCUGUACUCAAUGUGGGAAGAGUUUUACUCAUUCAACCAGCCUGAUAUUACACCAGAGAACACACACAGGAGAGAAACCUUAUAUCUGUGAUCAAUGUGGGAAGUGUUUUACUCAGCUAAGCAGCCUGAUAUCACACCAGAGAACACACACAGGAGAGAAACCAUAUAGCUGUGAUGAAUGUGGGAAGAGUUUUACUGAGUUGAGCAGUCUGACUGUACACCAGAGAAUACACACAGGAGAGAAACCCUUUAGCUGUACUCAAUGUGGGAAGUUUUUUUUUACAUCUAGCCAUCUGAAGAUACACCAUAGAAGACACACAGGAGAUAAAUCUUAUAGCUGUACUGUAUGUGGGAAGAGUUUUGUUCAAUCUGGGGGACUGAAGGUACACCAGAGAACACACACAGGAGAGAAACCUUAUAGCUGUAAUCAAUGUGGGAAGAGUUUUGUUCGAUCUGGGGAACUGAAUAUACAUCAGAGAACACACACAGGAGAGAAACCCUAUAGCUGUACUCAAUGUGGGAAGAGUUUUGUUCAAUCUAACCAACUGAAGAUACACCAGAGAACACACACAGGAGAGAAACCUUAUAGCUGUGAUCAAUGUGACCAGAGAUACUCUGAUAAAAGAUAUCUGAUUAAACAUCAGAAAAUACAUGCAUGAAGGAGUUUUUUUCAUGAUAUCAAACAUUGUAGAAGGAGUAUUUUAAUGUCACAAUGUAGAAUGUUUUAACAUUGUAGGAGUAUUUGGUUGCUGAUUGUCUCAAGGGUGAGCAGUCAAAAAGUUUUGUGUUUAGCCAGUGCAUCACUAUUUAUUUUGACUGCAAGUUUUUCCGUAUUGGAGAUUGAGUUUUGUUUGGGCCCCUUCCAAGGGGACGAGAGUUCUAGAAGCUAGUGAUUUUUAGGAUUCUAUAGAAAGAAAAAAGAUAUGAUUGUAUAUUAUUAUUUAGAAAUACAUGUUUUUUCUUGUUUUUAAUUGUUGACAGCCAGUAGAAACCAUAUUUAUAUUGUAGGAGGUAAAGCAUUGUAGUUGGAUAUAAUGUGAAAUGGAAGUUCUGUUGGUGGUGCAAACUUUUCCAACAACUGUUAUAGGAUAUAUUUGUUGUCUUAAGGGGGGAAAGUGUUACUGGCUUUGGUUUUUCCAUUUAUGUUUUGAGGUUGGAUUUCAGCACGUCUAGCUCGUUAGUACGUAUAGCUUGUUAGCACGUAGGGCGCACUGAUUUGUGUCUCCUCGGUUAUUUUGUUUGCCUCCUCUUUGGCCGAUUUAGUGGGUCUCAUCUCAUGGUGGGUGACUUUUAUGUCCCAGUUGUUGUUACUAGUCAGUGGACACUGAGAGCAAAAUUGCAAGAUUAUGUUAUAAUACUUUUAUUGCAUCAAAUGGUUGUCUUAUGCAACAGAAUAGAGGGUUCUUAGAACUAUAGUGUCUGUGUGUUCUACUGAGGAUGGGCCUCUGGGAGAAAACAAUGACAGGAGAUUUACAAUGUAUUUUGGGUGAUAUAACCUAAAGUGACCGUAUGAGUUAAUGUUUCUGUUGUCUAUGGUACCAGGGAGAGAUGACCCCAGGGCCAGAUCCUGGUCUCAACACAAAGAGUACUGUUUUUACAGUAGAUACUGUCUGCUGAGAAUUAUAACUAUCUUUGAUAGAAAUCUAAACCUUGUGACCCGUUCUAUACAUCUGUUAGUCGUCAUGUAGGUUGAAAGGGGUGUAUCUUGGCUGUAAAAGACCUUUGUACUUUUGUAUCGUGGCUCUCAAUUAAUCAUCUGGGGGUGAUUUGUCCACCAGCCAUCAUUAUUGUAGAGCACUCAAUUGAUUCACUUUAUGUGUGCGUUGUAUUGACCUGCUCCCUUAUUAUUGAGUGAAUAAAGAUUUAGAUUAAGAAUAACUCAUGUGAGAAGUUUGUCUCCUCAAUUGAUAUUAAAGACAUUAACAAACACAUUUGGCGAUGGGGAUGUGAAUCCUGAUUUGGUGACUGCUCCUGACGACCUGGGUAAAUGGUGCACGAGGGAUCCCUUUAACAUGGGAGCUCGGGGAGACCAGACUUGGGGAACGGAGCAGAUGAACCCACCUUUGAUCUGAGAGAGAGCGAGCUGAGUGGAUACCACAUCUCCAACCUAGUUUUUUUUUAAAGAAAGAGGUGAGCAAAACACUUAAAGUGGAGUUUUUAUAAAAGCCUUGACUCUUGUGUGUAUUCCUGUGUGAGGGGGGCACCUUGGAGGUGUGAUCAGGGCCGAGUCAGGAGGCUCUGAGUGAACUGGAUGAAAAUUAUAAUCUGUGUAUACUAGUUAAGACCAUUUCUGAUAUAGAUAGUAAGGUACACAUGUAAUUGUUUUAAACCUGGACCCCAUUUUAGAAGUAUUGAAAGAUGUAAUUGUAUGUACAAAUGUGAAAAUAUUCCUGCAGGUUAAAAUAUUGUUCAAAAACAACUAAUUGAUUAGGUAUGUUAGGGAAUAGCAUUGUGUGACUGUGGUAUGAGAGUUGCGUGACUGAUAUGAGAGAUGUGUGACUGAGUCUUAAUCAGAAGUUUGGAUAGUAACAUAGAGAUCUAUAGUUCCUCACAGAGAUCUAUAGUUCCUCACAGAGAUCUAUAGUUCCUCACAGAGAUCUAUAGUUCCUCACAGAGAUCUAUAGUUCCUCACAGAGAUCUAUAGUUCCUCACAGAGAUCUAUAGUUCCUCACAGAGAUCUAUAGUUCCUCACAGAGAUCUGUAGGUCCUCACAGAGAUCUCUAGAUCCUCACAGAUAGA